Molecule: messenger RNA, 5195 nt
Organism: Cicer arietinum (chickpea)
Lineage: Eukaryota; Viridiplantae; Streptophyta; Magnoliopsida; Fabales; Fabaceae
Product: ABC transporter C family member 10-like
Biological process (GO): transmembrane transport
Cellular component (GO): membrane
Molecular function (GO): ATP binding; ABC-type transporter activity; ATP hydrolysis activity
Source: RefSeq, a predicted model, not a curated record
UUAAUUAUUAUUACAGUCAAAUUAUUUGUUUCGUUCCUUUUCUAUUCCUACUAAAAUUCAAACCAUAAAAACAGGGCUUAUUUUUACGUUUUUUUGUAUGUUUCUUUGUUCAUUGUUGUAGCAUUUGUAUUUUUUUGGUGUCAGAUACAUACAUGUUAGUGUCUUACUCCAAUUUUCUUUUGUUUUUCAAAUUAUUAUUAUUGUCGAGGUAUAUGUGUUAAUGUCAGCGUGAGUGUGUCAUGUCUGGUGUCUGUGUGAAGGGUUUUUAGUGUGUGUAUCUAUUGGCCUUAAUAACUGAGAUGUGACCAAUUAUGAAGCUGAAACAAGUUAUGUGACUUUGCAUGAUUCAUUAAUCAACAGGUGACUGUGAAGCUACUUCUCAGAAGCACACGGUUUUGAUAUCAGUGAUAGCUGUACGUGCAAAUCUGCCUUUCCAAAUCAGAGUUACUGUAACCACUACAGCAAUCUCUAAAAUUCCAUAUUAACUUCUCUUUUAAAGUUUGAGCAGCAAAGAGAAGAUAAGGAAAUGACUGGAUUUUGGAGUGUGUUUUGUGGGGAAUCUGAUUGUUCAAAGCAGUGCAGUUUUGAUGUUAAGUUUCUCAUUGAUCCUUCCACAUGUAUCAACCAUUUGUUGAUAUCUUGCUUUGAUUUAUUGCUUCUCAUCAUGCUCCUAUCUGUAGUGAUCCAAAAGUCAUCAUUAAAACCAUAUCAGGGUCUUAUACACAGGCAAAGAUAUUCAAAUCUGCAACUAGUUUCUGCCAUAACCAAUAGUGCUCUUGGCUUGGUGCAUUUAUUCUUCGGCAUUUGGAUUUUAGAGGAGAAGUUGAGGAAAAAUAAAACUGCAUUGCCUCUUGAUUUGUGGUUGCUAGAAUUUAUUCAAGGACUAACAUGGCUGUUAGUUGGUUUAUCAUUAAGCCUUAAGUUUAAACAACUUCCAAGAACAUGGUUAAAGCUUUUUUCUGUUCUAAUAUUCUUGGUUUCUGGUUUAAACUGUGGUUUAUCCUUGUUUUAUGCAAUCAAUAGCAUACAACUUUCACUCAAGGUAGCAUUAGAUGUUCUAUCUUUUCCGGGCGCAAUUUUAUUACUAUUAUGCACAUACAAGUAUAAGGACACUGACCGAGAAAUCGAUGAAAGCCUUUACACACCUUUAAAUGGUGAGUCAAAUAAAAAUGAUUCUGUUAGCCAUGUAACUCUAUUUGCCAAAGCUGGAUUCUUCAGUAGGAUGUCAUUUCAGUGGCUGAAUCCAUUGAUGAAGAGCGGGAAAGAGAAAACACUUGAGGAUGAAGAUGUUCCAAAGUUGAGGGAGGAAGAUAGAGCAGAAAGUUGUUAUUCGCUGUUUCUAGACCAAUUAAACAAGCAGAAAAAGAAGGAUCCAUCUUCACAACCAUCUGUUUUGUUGACAUUAUUUUUAUGUCACUGGAGAGAAAUUCUGAUAUCUGGAUUCUUUGCAUUGCUCAAGGUACUUGCACUGUCUUCUGGACCCAUGCUUCUUAAUUCCUUUAUAUUAGUUGCUGAAGGCCAUGAGAGUUUCAAAUAUGAAGGUUUUGUAUUGGCCGUAGUACUUUUCUUUAUAAAAAUUAUAGAAUCUCUAUCACAAAGGCAAUGGUACUUUCGCUCGAGACUCGUCGGUCUUAAAGUUCGUUCACUGUUAACUGCAGCAGUUUAUAAAAAGCAACUGAGGUUAUCCAAUUCAGCUAGAUUGGUGCACUCUAGUGGUGAGAUAAUGAAUUAUGUGACUGUGGAUGCUUAUAGAAUUGGAGAAUUUCCUUAUUGGUUUCACCAAACAUGGACAACUAGCUUCCAACUGUGUAUCUCAUUAGUAAUACUUUUCAAUGCUGUUGGGCUAGCUACAAUUGCUUCCUUGGUAGUGAUAGUUAUCACAGUACUUUGCAAUACACCCCUUGCAAAGUUGCAACAUAAGUUUCAAAGCAAACUUAUGGUGGCACAAGAUGAGAGAUUGAAGGCUACUUCUGAGGCUCUUGUCAAUAUGAAGGUGCUGAAGUUGUAUGCUUGGGAAACAAGCUUUAAGAAUUCUAUUGAAAGAUUAAGGAAUGAGGAGAUGAAAUGGUUGUCUGCAGUGCAAUUGAGAAAGGCAUACAAUACCUUUCUCUUUUGGUCCUCACCAGUUUUAGUCUCUGCUGCUUCAUUUGGAGCGUGUUACUUUCUUAAUGUUCCUUUGCAUGCAAAUAAUGUUUUCACUUUUGUUGCGACUUUGCGCCUUGUUCAAGAUCCGAUUAGAACCAUCCCUGAUGUUAUUGGGGUAGUCAUUCAGGCGAAAGUUGCAUUCGCCCGGAUUCUAAAAUUUUUGGAGGCAGCUGAGCUGCAGAGUGAAAAUGUUAGGAAAAAAGGUUCUGAUGGCAAUAUGAAGGGCUCAAUUUCAAUAAAAUCUGCUGAUUUUGCAUGGGAAGAUAAUAAUGUAUCGAAACCAACAUUGAGAAACAUAAAUUUGGAAGUUAGAUCUGGACAAAAGGUGGCUAUUUGUGGAGAGGUUGGCUCAGGAAAAUCCACUCUCUUGGCAGCAAUUCUCAGAGAAGUUCCUAACACUCAAGGAAAAAUUGAUGUGUAUGGAAAGUUUGCCUAUGUUUCUCAAACAGCAUGGAUACAGACAGGUACAGUAAGGGAUAAUAUAUUGUUUGGAUCAACUAUGGAUGCUCAAAAAUAUCAGGAAACUCUUCACAGGUCUUCACUAGUGAAAGACCUUGAGUUGUUUCCCCAUGGUGAUCUCACUGAAAUAGGAGAGAGAGGGGUUAACUUGAGUGGAGGUCAGAAGCAGCGAAUUCAACUUGCCCGUGCUCUUUAUCAGAAUGCUGAUAUAUAUCUCUUGGAUGAUCCAUUCAGUGCUGUCGAUGCACAAACUGCCACAAAUUUGUUUAAUGAAUACAUUAUGGAAGGGCUUGCUGGGAAGACAAUCUUACUUGUGACUCAUCAAGUUGACUUCCUUCCAGCAUUUGAUUUUCUUUUGUUGAUGUCAGAUGGAGAGAUCAUACAAGCUGCCCCUUAUCAUCAAUUGUUAACUACAAGCAAAGAAUUUCAGGAACUUGUGAAUGCUCACAAAGAAACCGCUGGUUCUGACCGGCUUGUGGAUGUUACUUCUUCUGCAAGACAUUCGAAUCCUGCUAAAGAGAUUAGAAAAACAUAUGUGGAGAAAGAACAGCAAUAUGAAGCACCGAAAGGUGAUCAAUUGAUUAAACAAGAAGAGAGAGAGAUAGGAGAUCAAGGGUUUAAGCCUUACUUACAGUAUCUGAAUCAGAACAGAGGAUAUGUAUACUUCUCAGUGGCUUCUGUUUCUCACCUUAUAUUUGUGAUUGGCCAGAUAUUGCAAAACUCAUGGAUGGCUGCUAAUGUUGACAAUCCUAAAGUCAGCACUUUGAGAUUGAUUCUAGUUUACUUAUUGAUUGGAGUUACUUCAACAGUGUUCUUAUUGAUGAGAAGUCUUUUCACAGUUGCUUUGGGUCUUCAAUCUUCAAAGUCUUUAUUUUUACGGCUACUGAACUCAUUAUUUCGCGCACCGAUGUCGUUUUAUGAUUCUACGCCUUUGGGACGAAUACUUAGUAGGGUCUCUUCUGAUCUCAGCAUUGUUGAUCUUGAUGUUCCAUUUGGCCUUCUUUUCACUGUGGGAGCUACGACGAAUUGCUAUGCAAGUCUAACUGUUUUAGCAGUGGUUACUUGGCAAGUCUUGUUUGUCUCUAUACCGAUGGUUUAUUUUGCGCUGCGCUUACAGAAAUAUUACUUUGCUUCGGCAAAAGAACUAAUGCGGAUGAAUGGCACAACAAAAUCCUUUGUAGCUAACCAUCUAGCAGAAUCUGUUGCUGGAGCUGUGACAAUAAGGGCUUUUGAAGAGGAAGACCGCUUUUUUGUGAAGAACCUUGAUCUAAUUGAUAUCAAUGGUACUCCUUUCUUCCAUAGUUUUGCUGCAAAUGAAUGGUUGAUUCAACGGUUGGAAACAGUUAGUGCUGUUGUUCUUGCGUCUGCUGCACUUUGCAUGGUUAUACUUCCACCUGGCACUUUCUCCUCUGGAUUUAUUGGCAUGGCUCUCUCUUAUGGUCUUUCAUUAAACGCUUCCUUAGUGUUUUCAAUUCAAAAUCAAUGCAAUAUAGCAAAUUACAUAAUAUCAGUGGAGAGGCUAAAUCAAUAUAUGCACGUAAAAAGUGAGGCACCAGAAGUAAUAGAAGGAAAUCGUCCUCCGGUGAAUUGGCCAAUUGUUGGAAAAGUAGAAAUAAAGGAACUACAGAUACGGUACAGGCCUGAUGCACCACUAGUACUCCGUGGGAUCACAUGUACCUUUGAAGGAGGACACAAAAUUGGUAUUGUUGGCCGGACAGGCAGCGGCAAGACCACUCUAAUUGGCGCUUUAUUUCGUCUAGUAGAGCCAGAAGGUGGAAAAAUCAUUGUUGAUGGCAUUGACAUUUCUUCCAUUGGACUUCAUGAUUUGAGGUCACGUUUUGGUAUCAUACCUCAGGAUCCUACUCUUUUUAAUGGAACAGUUAGAUACAAUUUGGACCCUUUAUCUCAACAUUCUGAUCAAGAGAUAUGGGAGGUUCUUGGAAAGUGUCAGUUGCAAGAGGCUGUUCAAGAGAAAGAAGGUGGCUUAGACUCCUCAGUUGUUGAAGACGGGGCGAAUUGGAGCAUGGGACAACGGCAGUUAUUCUGUUUAGGACGAGCUCUUCUAAGGAGAAGCCGGGUAUUGGUGUUGGACGAAGCAACUGCAUCAAUUGAUAAUGCAACUGACUUGAUUCUGCAGAAAACCAUUAGGACUGAGUUUGCAGAUUGUACGGUAAUCACGGUAGCUCAUAGGAUACCAACUGUGAUGGAUUGCACUAAAGUUCUAGCCAUCAGUGAUGGAAAAUUGGUAGAGUAUGAUGAGCCAAUGAACUUGAUGAAGAGAGAAGGAUCUUUGUUUGGGAAGCUUGUUAAAGAAUAUUGGUCUCAUUUUCAGUCUGCAGAGUCUCAUUAAAGCUGAAAAUGUUUCUUGUUUUUGAAUUGUAUCUCUUUAUGUAGGAUUGGCUAGAAGCCAAUGAAGUGUAAAUAGAAGUAGAGGAUGUAAAAUCUAUUAUUAUAUUUGGACAAACACUGAGGCCUAAGUAAGAAGAAAAUGAUUCAAAGGAAUUCUAAAUGUACAAUUUACCAAUGAGUGUUUACUACUGUACUGUACAACAUUUCUUUGACAUCAAAACUUAAUCAAACUAUUUUUCAGA